AUGUCCAAUGUUCGUGGGCCCACUUCGGCGCUGACCGAGUUUCUUCGGGAGCGAGGUAUUACGGCUCGAAAUACCAAUCGAUUCCGACGACGAGACCAGAACGAGCAAGAGGCUGUCGCCACAGCUACUGCUGCUGCUGUUACCAAUGCCUCAUCGUUACCUGCUCCUGCUUCACCUGCACCAGCGCCACGAACUCGUGGUGCCCUGGCUCGCAAUGGCAGCUCGAUGAAUUUCGAAGAAGACGACGAGACCGACGACGAUCUGCCUCAGGCUGCGACGGCUUCCAUAGAAGUCGAGGCAAAGGCGAGCACAAGGUCGGGCUAUCAAACGCGAUCGAAUGGAAAGAAGCGUGCUCAACCAGAUCAAGUCGUUGCAGAGGCUAGCAGCACCCUCGACGGUAAAGGAAAGAAGAAGGCCAAGAACGAGCAAGACGAGGACGAUGAUGAUUACAAUCCCAAGGGCUCAUCCAAGAAAGGAAAGGGCCCAGCACGCGAAGAUUGGGAAGAUUCGCUCGGCCUGCCACAAGCGAGCAGCUCCCGUGCCAACCAUUCGUACGCCAGCAGAACACCCGGCAGCAUUGCGUAUUGCGGCAUGUGCAAGAUGAAAUUCACGGUCACUUCGUACACCAAGAUGUCGGAGAAAGGUCCCCUCUGCCACCGUUGCGGUCCAAUGUACAAGGGGCCAGGCGGAGUUGGUGCUGAUGACAAAGCCAAGUCAACACCCAAAAAGAGACAGAUUCGACGCAAGACAUUGCAGGACAGCGUCCAUCAGAGCUUCCCGAGCUUGCAGAGAUACUGUAUCGAGAUAGUGAGUCGCCAUAUUGAAGACGUCGAGGCACUCGGUCUGAUCGGAUUUGACAGCAAGGACGCCAUCAGCAAGUCGAUCUCGAAGAAUCGCAGCCUCAACCCUACGACGCUGCAGCUAUUUCUAUCCCCUUUCAUCAAAACGCUCUCGCUCUACGAUUGCAGCAAGCUGGACAGUCAGUCUUUGCAGAGCAUCGCGACGUUUGCGCCCAAUCUUGAGCACAUUAACCUACAGCUGUGCGGCAUGCUUGACAAUGACGCAAUCGAUGCCUGGGCACAGAAGCUGACCAAACUCAAGAGCAUCGAACUCUAUGGACCCUUUUUGGUUCGCAAAGAAGCCUGGCACCGCUUCUUUGCAGCCGUCGGCCCUCGUCUUGAGAGCUUCAAAAUCCGGGAAUCGCCUCGUUUUGAUCUAUCGUGCGCUGAGUCGAUGGUGCAGCACUGCCCGAAUCUGCGAGAGCUCGGUCUUGCACAGAUUGGUCCGCUGGACAAGACGAUGCUCAAGCCGCUGGAAAGCUACGGCGACCAGCUCACGUACCUCGACAUCUCGGAUCCAGGCGUAUCGGCGCCAGGUAUUCCGCCCAAGUCGUUGGAAAACGACGAAGUGGUAAGCCUGCUCAAAGCGGUGGGCAAGAACCUAACCUACCUGGACACUUCCAAGAACAUUGACCUCACUGACCGUAUCAUUGUUGAAGCCAUCUCGCCGUGCUGUCACAAACUCAAGACGCUACGCCUGAUCGGGCUGGAAAACCUUAAAGCCGAGACGGUUGCUGGCAUGUUUGCUGACUGGACACUGGAGGGUGUGACCGGUAUCUCGUACCUGUAUCUCGACCGAAUGCUCAAACUCGAUGACAGUCUGAUGGAACCUUUGUUGACGCAUUCGGGACCUGAUCUUGUCGAGCUGUCGCUCAACUCGGUGGAUGGGAUCACUGAUACAGGUCUGGAAGUGCUUGCCAACGCGAAGAACCUGACCAAACUGGAGACGCUCGAUCUCUCAUUUGUGCGAGCAGUCGACGAUGAUAGCCUGGACAAGAUUUGUCGUAACAUUGACAGCCUGAAAAAGGUAUCGGUGUUUGGCUGCAACCGCAUCAGCGACUUUUUCAGAUCGGACCGGGUCAGGAUCGUCGGCAAGGAAAAGUACGCCGCCUGA
Molecule: messenger RNA, 1953 nt
Organism: Mycosarcoma maydis (corn smut)
Lineage: Eukaryota; Fungi; Basidiomycota; Ustilaginomycetes; Ustilaginales
Product: UV-damaged DNA-binding protein RAD7
Exons: 1
Coding region: 1-1953 (650 amino acids)
Biological process (GO): SCF-dependent proteasomal ubiquitin-dependent protein catabolic process
Cellular component (GO): SCF ubiquitin ligase complex
Source: RefSeq, a predicted model, not a curated record